AUGGGGGCAUCGUGGGGCCCAGCGAGCUGCGCGUGGCGCGGACUGCGGGGGCUGCCGCGGGCCGCCUGGGCGCUGGCGGCCACGGGCCUGCUGUGCACCGCUCUGGCCGCCUACGCCUGCUGGGGGCAGCUGCCGCCGCUGCCCUGGGCCUCCCACGCCCCGCCGCGGCCGGUGGGCGUGCUGCUGUGGUGGGAGCCCUUCGCGGGGCGCCACAACGCCACGAGGCCGCCCCCCCCCCCCCCCGACUGCUGGCUGCGCUUCCACAUCAGCGGCUGCCGCCUGCUCACGGACCGUGCAGCCUACCGGAAAGCCCAGGCUGUGCUUUUCCACCACCGAGACCUGGUGAAGGGACCCCUGGACUGGCCCCCGCCCUGGGGCGGCCGCGUGCGCUCGGCAGAGGAGCUGGAGCUGCGGGUAUGGAACGAGGCGGAGGAAGCCCUGGCCACGUCGGGCCACAGGCCCCCGGGCCAGCGCUGGGUGUGGAUGAACUUCGAGUCGCCCUCCCACUCCCCGGGACUGCGAAGCCUGGCAGGUAACCUCUUCAACUGGACGCUGUCCUACCGGGCCGACUCGGACAUCUUUGUGCCUUAUGGCUACCUCUACCCCAGGACCCAUCCCAGCGACCAGCCCCCAGGCCUGGUCCCCCCGCUGUCCCGGAAACGGGGGCUGGUGGCCUGGGUGGUGAGCAACUGGGACGAGCGCCAGGCCCGGGUGCGCUACUACCACCAGCUGAGCCAGCACGUGUCCGUGGACGUGUUCGGCAAGGGUGGGACCCGGCGGCCGGUGCCUGACAUCGGGCUUCUGCACACGGUGGCCCGUUACAAGUUCUACCUGGCCUUUGAGAACUCGCAGCAUCUGGACUAUAUCACGGAGAAGCUCUGGCGCAACUUGCUGUUGGCUGGGACCGUGCCGGUGGUGCUGGGCCCCGACCAUGCCAAUUAUGAGCGCUUUGUGCCCCGCGGUGCCUUCAUCCACGUGGACGACUUCCCUAGUGCCUCCGCCCUGGCCGCCUACCUGCUCUUCCUCAACCGAAACCCAGCUGUCUACCGCCGGUACUUCCAUUGGCGCCGGAGCUACGCCGUGCACAUCACCUCCUUCUGGGACGAGCCUUGGUGCCGGGCCUGCCAGGCAGUGCAGAGGGCUGGCGACCGGCCCCAAAGCAAACGCAACUUGGCUCGCUGGUUCGAGCGGUGAAGCCACCCAGGGAGGUCCAGCCAUCAGCUUUUUGAUCCUGUGCUGUGCAUCUCCUUGAAUGCCGAAUCCUGGGAUGAAGGUUUUGCUUAUGGGAAAAAGGUGAUUUGCCAAUGUUACUCUGCACAAAGGCUGGGUGGGUAGGAUCCCGGUUCAGUUCUUGAUGUUUUUUGCGUGAGUAGGAGUUGGGCUCUCUCUGCUGUUGAUGGGCAUUAGUGUUCAGGACUGAAGGGGGGGGGGGGGAGAGGGGGGUGUCCUCCCCUUGUAACUUCACCAGUGCAGAGGUGAAGAAAUAGCUUAACUACAAGAAGCCAUUGAGUCAGUUGCUCUGAAUUUCCUCAUCUGCCACAGGUCAUAUUUGUGGCCUGUGCUGAGUCCAAAUGUUGGGACUGCUGCUCGUUUCACAUUUCACUGGACCAAGGUGCAGCAAACCCCUGGUUUUAGAAAGAUCCUUGUUGGAUAGUGGACAGACUGUGGCUGUGGCCACAAGGAAGUCUUUCUCUUUGUUGGUUGAAUUCCUCAAAGCCUCAGCACCUAAGAAAGGUGAGGAGGGUCAUCCAAGAAUCCGUUGACUGUUUCUUAACAAGUACUGUUUGUUCCCCUGCCAGUGAAUGGAAACAAGAUGCUGGAUUGUCCUUGGAGAGGAGUUAGGGUGAAUAUAUAAGUGUACCUCUCUUUACACAAAUGUGUUCUUGAAGAGCUGCUUUCCUUCUUUUUUAAAUCCUCACCUGAAGAUAUGUUUAUUAUUAUUAUUGAUUUUAGAGAGAGGAAGGAAGAGAGCGAAACAUCCAUUGGUUGCCUCCACACUCACCCCAUCUGGGGAUCAAACCAAAAUCGCCAGGUAUGUGCUCUGACUGGGACUCAAACCCACAAACCUUGGUGUACCGACGACAUUUCAACCAACUGAGCUGACAGGGCCCAACAAGCUGCUUAUCAGUCAUGUCCCAAAUUCACUGCGCUAGGGGGAAUUCAGUAUUUAAUACAACCUUAUGGAGAAUCCCUUUACAAUGUGAAUAAUCAUCCCUAACUAAUUUCUUCUAUGUCUGUAUUUUUCUAUAACCUGGAUUUUUUUUUAAGCAUAUUAAAAUUACAGAUGUGAAAAUAAAGCAGAAGCAACCUUCUUCUCCCCACCUCCCAGAAAACCAGACUGUGUUUACAAGACAGAAGAGAAGGAAGCCACAGUGUCAUUUUCCACAAAAUUACUUAUUUUGUGUCUUUACUGGACCUGAAAUUUAAACUGGAAUAUCAUUCCUCCAGGGGUGUUGGCAUUCCCUGUCCGCAGAACAGUGAAAGAUUGUACUGCAUUGUGGAAUCAUGCAAAAGGAAAAAAGUUUCAUGGUGUCUGUUAAUGGCAGUGUUUGUUUCGAUCUGUUAGUUUUAUUGUUAAAUGUUUAGUUGCUAGGGAAUGGAACUGAAUUGGUGUCUGUGAUGAACUUUGUCUUUUGUUAAAGGCUAAACGGCAAUUCACCUUGGGGCCAGUGGUUCCCCUUCUAGUCUGCGUAGUGGUACAUAUAUCCUCACAUUUCUAAUGCCCUUGAGACUGUGCCAUGGGACCAACUUUGAAAAUAUAUGCAUUGACUUU
Messenger RNA from Myotis daubentonii (Daubenton's bat), 2773 nucleotides. RefSeq names its product alpha-(1,3)-fucosyltransferase 4-like. NCBI's taxonomy places the organism in Eukaryota, Metazoa, Chordata, Mammalia, Chiroptera, Vespertilionidae. The record is from RefSeq and is a predicted model, not a curated record. Gene Ontology annotation, cellular component: membrane. Gene Ontology annotation, molecular function: alpha-(1->3)-fucosyltransferase activity.